Molecule: messenger RNA, 1499 nt
Organism: Drosophila takahashii
Lineage: Eukaryota; Metazoa; Arthropoda; Insecta; Diptera; Drosophilidae
Gene: Gr32a
Product: Gustatory receptor 32a
Biological process (GO): male courtship behavior; sensory perception of taste; chemosensory behavior
Cellular component (GO): neuronal cell body; membrane; axon
Source: RefSeq, a predicted model, not a curated record
AUGUCCCCGAACACUUGGGUAAUCGAAAUGCCUGCGCCAAACACGCGAUCCCAUCCGUAUCCGCGAAGAAUCUCGCCGUACCGAACUCCCUCCUUGAACAGGGAUGCUUUUACCAGGGAUUAUCCAGCCGACGCACCUCCUGCUUCAUCAAGGAACCAUGUUCACCCCGUAUUCGAGGAUAUUCGUACCAUUUUGUCCGUGCUAAAGGCUAGUGGUUUGAUGCCCAUAUACGAACAGGUCUCCAACUACGAAGUGGGACCGCCAACCAAAACCAACGAGUUCUACUCCUUUUUCAUAAGAGGCGUGGUGCACGCCUUGACAAUCUUCAAUGUCUACAGUUUAUUUACACCUAUAUCGGCCCAAUUAUUUUACUCCUACCGGGAGACUGACAAUGUGAACCAGUGGAUCGAGCUACUGCUCUGCAUUCUGACUUAUACCCUUACAGUUUUUGUGUGUGCCCGGAAUACCAAGAGCAUGUUACAGAUCAUGAAUGAAAUUCUACAACUGGAUGAGGAAGUACGUCGACAGUUUGGCGCCAAUUUGAACCAAGACUUUGGCUUUUCGGUGAAGUUUUUGGUUGGAAUAGCCGCCUGCCAGACGUAUAUCAUCGUGUUAAAGAUAUAUGCUGUGCAAGGCGUAAUCACGCCCACCUCCUAUAUACUGCUAGCCUUCUAUGCUAUCCAGAAUGGCCUGACAGCCACGUAUAUAGUAUUCGCUUCAGCCUUACUCAGAAUUGUGUAUAUCCGAUUUCAUUUUAUCAACCAACUACUGAAUGGAUACACUUAUGGGCAGCAGCAUAAGCGCAAAGGCGGCGGAAGAAGGCGACAUCGUGGUAAUAUUAAUAGUAACCCCAAUCCCGCUAUUAUGGAACAUUUCCCCGAGGACUCGCUCUUCAUAUACCGCAUGCAUAACAAAUUACUGCGUAUCUACAAGGGCAUCAACGAUUGCUGCAACCUGAUUCUGGUCUCGUUCCUGGGCUAUUCCUUCUAUACCGUCACCACCAACUGCUAUAAUCUUUUUGUUCAGAUCACCGCAAAGGGCAUGGUGUCGCCCAACAUUCUGCAGUGGUGCUUCGCUUGGCUUUGUCUCCACUUUUCCCUUUUGGCUUUGUUGUCUCGGAGUUGUGGUCUUACCACUAGGGAGGCCAAUGCCACAUCCCAAAUACUAGCUAGGGUAUAUGCUAGAUGCAGGGAGUAUCAGAAUAUUAUUGAUAAAUUCCUCACUAAGAGCAUAAAGCAGGAGGUGCAAUUCACGGCAUACGGGUUUUUUGCCAUAGAUAACUCCACUCUAUUCAAGAUAUUUUCGGCCGUCACCACGUAUCUGGUCAUCUUGAUCCAAUUCAAACAGCUCGAAGACUCGAAAGUGGAGGACCUCGCACCAGAUCAGACCUAAAUCUAUAUAUAUAUAUAAAAACAAUUUGAACAUAAUGUAUUUUUACCCUUUUUAAUAUUGUCCUUAUGCAUUACAAAAAUUACUACAAUUUUACUAAUAAAAAUCAA